UUGAUACGGACCCACUGUUGUCAUUGGGAGAAGCCCUGUUUUUGCCGCCGCCCCCCCCUCGCUGGGCCCCCGUGUAGAGCCGCCCGCCUCACAGCAGAGUUCAGCCGGGCUGCCUGGGAGAGGAAUGCGCUGGGAUGCGGAGCGGCACCGACUGUAGGAAACCGACGCAAGCCACUCGCACAGUAUGGACAGUAAUGAUCCGUAUUUACACCUCAUGUGUCACCAAGACAUCACUCGCGUCUGAGUACUGGUCCUGAGUGACAGGCGCCCUUGCCUGUGCCGACACUCGCAACUGAAGGCAUGUGGCACCCCGUGGCGUCACCUGCAACUGGAGGAAGCACUGGGAGGGAGAUAGGUUAUGGUCACUACUCUACGGGGCCAAUGAGUGCGGCCCACACCCACCCGCCCCCUAUGGGUGGCAUGGUGGGGCACCCGUCAGUCAUCAGCACCUCCAGGCCCCUGCAGUCCCCCAUGUCCAACCUGGGCUCGCCGAUGAAUGGCCUGGCCUCACCCUACCCCGUCAUCACAUCGUCCCUGGGCUCUCCCUCUAUAUCACUGCCGUCCACGCCCAACAUGAACUUUGGUCCUCUCGGCAGUCCACAGAUGAACUCUAUGAACAGCGUCAGCAGCUCGGAGGACAUCAAGCCUCCGCCGGGGCUGCAGAACCUGGGGAACAUCAACUACCAGUGUACCAGCCCUGGGGGAAUGUCCAAGCACAUCUGUGCCAUUUGCGGGGACCGCUCCUCAGGGAAGCACUACGGUGUGUACAGCUGUGAGGGAUGCAAAGGCUUCUUCAAGAGGACAGUCCGAAAAGACCUCACCUACACGUGUCGAGACAGCAAGGAGUGCCUGAUUGACAAGCGCCAGCGGAACCGCUGCCAAUACUGUCGCUACCAGAAGUGCCUGGCCAUGGGCAUGAAGAGAGAAGCGGUGCAGGAAGAGAGGCAGCGUGGGAAGGAGCGGGGGGAGAUCGAGGUGGAAUCUACCAGCAGUUUCAACGAGGAGAUGCCUGUUGACAAGAUCCUGGAUGCUGAGCUGGCGGUGGAGCCCAAAACAGAGACGUACAGCGAAGGCAGUCCUGGACACUCGACGAACGACCCCGUCACCAAUAUCUGCCAAGCAGCAGACAAGCAGCUCUUCACCCUGGUGGAGUGGGCCAAAAGGAUCCCGCACUUCUCCGAACUCCCGCUCGACGACCAGGUCAUCCUACUACGAGCAGGCUGGAACGAGCUCCUCAUCGCCUCAUUCUCACAUCGCUCAGUCACGGUAAAAGACGGUAUCCUGUUGGCGACUGGCCUCCAUGUCCACAGGAGCAGCGCCCACAGUGCAGGAGUGGGCUCCAUCUUUGAUAGAGUACUGACAGAGCUGGUAUCUAAAAUGAAAGAUAUGCAGAUGGAUAAGACAGAGCUCGGCUGCCUUCGAGCCAUCGUCCUCUUCAACCCAGAUGCAAAAGGUCUUUCGAACCCACCAGAGGUCGAAGGGCUGAGGGAAAAAGUCUAUGCUUCGUUGGAGUCAUAUACAAAACAGAAAUACCCAGAUCAGCCUGGCAGGUUUGCCAAACUGCUGCUCCGCCUGCCCGCCCUCCGCUCCAUCGGCCUCAAGUGCCUGGAGCAUCUGUUCUUCUUCAAGCUGAUCGGGGACACGCCCAUCGACACCUUCCUGAUGGAGAUGCUGGAGGCGCCACAUCAGAUCACAUGACACCAGUCCCCCCCUUCCCUUUGUACAUACUCCCACAUUGUCAGCGAUAUGAAGAUAAAAUUAAGAUUAAAAGACUUGAUUUAAAAUUGUGAAACAGCAUAUUUUGUACCAAGCGAAAACAUUGUAAUUAAAAUUUUUAAAAAAGUAUUUUGAUGUUUGGGAGAGUGAGGCAGAUUGAGUAUACUGUCAAAAUGAAUUCUAAUACAAUUGUUAACAGAUUUCUUUUGUAAAUAGAUAAUUCCAGGUGUCUGUUUAAAAGAAAGCCAAUGCAAUUUUGAAAAGAUAAUAUUUUAUUCAAAGAGGAAUUGAAUAAGAACAGAAACCAUCCCUCACUUUGAGAAUUCUUACAGAAUAAAGUUAUUUAAAAACG
Molecule: messenger RNA, 2068 nt
Organism: Paralichthys olivaceus (Japanese flounder)
Lineage: Eukaryota; Metazoa; Chordata; Actinopteri; Pleuronectiformes; Paralichthyidae
Gene: rxrgb
Product: retinoid X receptor, gamma b
Biological process (GO): cell differentiation; regulation of transcription by RNA polymerase II; retinoic acid receptor signaling pathway
Cellular component (GO): nucleus
Molecular function (GO): nuclear receptor activity; retinoic acid-responsive element binding; nuclear steroid receptor activity
Source: RefSeq, a predicted model, not a curated record